Oncorhynchus kisutch (coho salmon) is the source of this 6785-nucleotide messenger RNA. It is a transcript of the gene map3k5, whose product is annotated as mitogen-activated protein kinase kinase kinase 5. Gene Ontology annotation, molecular function: MAP kinase kinase kinase activity; ATP binding. The transcript is spliced from 30 exons. Gene Ontology annotation, biological process: MAPK cascade; protein phosphorylation; cellular response to stress. NCBI's taxonomy places the organism in Eukaryota, Metazoa, Chordata, Actinopteri, Salmoniformes, Salmonidae. Bases 644 to 4744 code for a protein of 1366 amino acids. The record is from RefSeq and is a predicted model, not a curated record.
UGCAGGAAAGAUAGUAGUGGAAAUAGGGCAGGGUCCAGGGACUGGACAUAAUAUUCGCAUUGGUAUUCAUUAUUCUAUGGGGAUGGUUUGUAGAUGAUAGGCUAUUCAUUGCGCGGCUGCACAGAUUUGGACAGCAACCCAGAUCUGCUUUCUAGGGCGAUGGAUCAACCGAAAACAAGCUCAUGUGGGAUUUGUAACGAUUGAAACCUGUGUUAGUGCGCAACUUCGGAAACUAAGUGGAGUCGAUCUGGCGACGCGCAAGAAUGUCGCAAUUGAGUGGUAACUGGUACUUUCCAUAGGAUCUUUAGCUGUAUAUGCGUAGCCUAUGUGUCGUGACUUCACAGUAACGGUGUCUUUCAAUGGUGGUAGUACGCACUAUCUUGGUUCAUGAUCAUUGCAGAUCGCACAAUAUCAUGCGAAACCAGGAAUGAAUUUACAGGAGGUUGACCCAUAUCACCAGACUGUUGUUUACCUGUGUUGAAAUACCUUCAAAUAGUAAGGACAUUUUCCUUGCGUGCCUUUUGUAUAGAAUGUAUGUGAGGAAACGUGCGUAAUGUUGACUUUGGGUGUAUGGAGAUGUUGGGCAACGGAGCAUCCAUAACAACACAGAGGGAUUGUCAACCAAAACAGACUUUGAAAAACAAUGAGUCAAGAUGAAGGGAUUUCCUUGUCGGUCCCCUCUUCCAGUCCUGGCUCGAACACAGAGGGUGCCCGCGGGGGAUCUGCUGGCUCCCGGGAAGAGAGAGGCUGUGGUGACCCCAUCCCCGCCGCUGGGACAUUCUGGCACGACUCUGUGGUCAGCGGAAGCAUCAGUCCGAGUAUCCUGAGCUGUCCGAUGGACAGUGGCUGCUUGUUAUCUACGGGGAAAUGUAAAAGCAGGGCCGUCACCGUGGCAUAUGUCGUCAACAGCGAGCUCACUCAACUGCACACCGCAGAGAACAUGGCCCUGCAUUGCCUGAAAGACGCGUGCGAGUCCGUGGGAAGUCAACUAGAAAUAAUACAUUUUGGAAAGAUCGAUUUUGGGGAGACGUGUGUGCUUGACCAGUUCUAUAAUGCAGACAUAGCUGUAGUGGAGAUGACGGACGCUUUCCGCCAGCCCUCCCUGUUCUACCACCUAGGUGUGAGGGAGAGCUUCAGCAUGGCCAACAAUAUCAUCCUGUACUGUGACACCAACUCCGACUCACUACAGUCCCUACAGGAGAUCGUUUGCCAGAAGAACACUACAUGCUCAGCUAACUACAGCUUCAUCCCAUACAUGGUGACGCCCCACAACAAGGUGUACUGCUGCGAGAGCAGCCUGAUGAAGGGCCUGACGGAGUUGAUGCAGCCCAGCUUCGAGAUGCUGCUGGGGCCCAUCUGCAUGCCCCUGCUGGACCGCUUCGUCCAGCUGCUCAAGGUGCCACAAGCCAACUCCUGCCAAUACUUCAGAGAAACCAUUCUCAACGAGCUCCGGAAAGCGCGGGAGUUGUUCACGGGGUCGGAGCUGGCCUCAGAACUCAGCCGUAUUCAACAGCGAUUGGACAACGUAGAGUGCCUUUCAGCUGACAUUGUCAUCAACCUGCUUCUGUCCUACAGGGACAUCCAGGAUUAUGAAUCUAUAGUGAAGCUGGUGGAGACCUUGGAGAAGCUUCCUACAUUCGACCCUGUGGCCAAUCCCCAUGUCAAGUUCCACUAUGCCUUUGCACUGAAUCGGAGGAACCUCCCGGGGGACCGUCAGAAGGCCCUGGACAUUAUGCUGCCCCUGGUGGAGUCUGACAACCAGGUGGCCUCAGACAUCUACUGCCUGGUGGGACGCAUCUACAAGGACAUGUUCCUAGAGUCCCACUUCACUGAUACCAAGAGCAGGGACAGUGGCACAGCCUGGUUUAAAAAGGGGUUUGAGUCCGAGCCGACACUACACUCUGGCAUCAACUACGCCGUUCUACUCCUGGCAGCGGGACACCAGUUUGACGCCUCCUUCGAGCUCCGCAAAGUCGGAGUGAAGCUGAGCAGCCUCCUGGGGAAGAAGGGAAGCCUGGACAAGCUGCAGAGCUACUGGGAUGUGGGCUUCUUCCUGGGGGCUAGCAUCCUGGCCUGUGACAACACUAGGGUCAUACAGGCCUCAGAGAAGCUCUUCAAACUCAAGGCCCCCGUCUGGUAUCUGAGCUCUCUCGUGGAGACCAUCCUGAUUUACCAGCAUUUCAAAAAGCCCUCUGUGGAGCAGCCGCCGCCCAAGCAGGAACUGGUGGACUUCUGGAUGGACUUCCUGGUGGAGGCCACAAAGAAAGACGUCUCAUCUGUCCGCUUCCCAGUGUUGAUACUGGAGCCCACGAAAGUCUAUCAGCCUUCGUACUUGUCCAUAAACAACGAUGUGGAGGAGAACACUGUCUCCAUCUGGCAUGUUGCUCCUGAUGACAAGAACAGGGGGGUCCAUGAGUGGAACUUCAGCGCCAUGUCAGUACGGGGUGUCAGCAUUUCCAAGUUUGACGAGCGCAGUGCCUUCCUGUACGUGCUAAACAACUCUGAGGACUUCCAGAUCUAUUUCUGCACAGAGAUGCACUGCAAAAGGUUCUGUGAUCUGGUCAACAGCAUCGCAGAAGAAACAUGGAAAGGCUCCGAAGAGGGGGAGUGUGACGCUGACGCCCUAGAGUACGACUAUGAGUAUGAUGAGCUUGGGGAGAGGGUGGUUCUGGGAAAAGGCACAUUUGGAGUGGUGUACGCAGGCCGGGACCUUAGCAACCAGGUGCGGCUGGCCAUCAAGGAGAUACCGGAGAGAGACAGCAGGUAUUCUCAGCCCCUCCACGAGGAGAUUGCCCUUCACAAACACCUGAAGCACAAGAACAUUGUGCAGUACUUGGGCUCCAUCAGCGAGAAUGGUUUUAUCAAGAUCUUCAUGGAGCAGGUUCCCGGAGGAAGCCUGUCUGCCCUGCUGAGGUCUAAAUGGGGCCCUCUGAAGAAUAACGAACCCACCAUCGGCUUCUACACCAGACAGAUCCUGGAGGGGCUCAAAUAUCUCCAUGACAACCAGAUCGCUCACAGAGACAUCAAGGGAGACAAUGUGCUAAUAAACACAUAUAGUGGAGUUCUGAAGAUAUCUGACUUUGGCACCUCUAAACGGCUUGCUGGGAUCAACCCCUGCACUGAGACUUUCACUGGGACUCUACAGUACAUGGCCCCUGAGAUCAUAGAUAAAGGCCCUCGAGGCUACGGCAAGCCUGCAGACAUCUGGUCUCUUGGGUGCACCAUCAUUGAGAUGGCCACUGGGAAACCACCCUUCUACGAGCUGGGGGAACCACAGGCCGCCAUGUUCAAGGUCGGCAUGUUUAAGAUCCAUCCUGAGAUCCCAGAUUCCAUGUCCAUGGAGGCCAAGGCCUUCAUCCUGCGCUGCUUUGAGCCCGAUCCCGACCAGAGGGCCACCGCCCUGCACCUGCUCACAGAUGAGUUCCUCACCGUCACCAGCCGCAAGAAGAGGGGCAAGAGCAGCUUCACAGCUCUUACACCAGCAGGUUCAGAGUACCUGCGCAGCAUCUCCCUGCCAGUGCCUGUGGUGGUGGAGGACACCAGCAGCAGCAGUGAGUACGGCUCCGUCUCCCCUGAGAAUGACCUCAACACCAACCCCUUCAUCUUCAAGCCCAGCACCAAGUGUUACAGCGAUCGGGACGUCAAGGGAACCCGCUCCCUGUUCCUCAGUAUCCCAGUGGAGAACUUUGAGGACCACAGUGCUCCUCCGUCUCCUGAUGAGAAGGACACUGGGUUCUUCAUGCUGAGGAAGGACAGCGAGAGAAGGGCCACUCUGCACCGCAUUCUCACUGAGGACAGAGACAAGGUGGUGGCCAACCUCGUGGAGGCUCUCAAACAGGGUUCUGAGACAUCCGACACCAAGUUGAGACAUCAGCAUAUCUCCACCCUUGUGGUCAGUCUGGGGGACUUUGUGCGCAUGACGGACAGGAAGAUCAUAGCCAACACCCUCUCCCAGCUCAAACUGGAGCUAGACUUUGACAGCACGGCCAUCAGCCAACUACAGGUGGUGCUAUUCGGGUUCCAGGAUGCAGUAAACAAAGUACUACGAAACCACAACAUCAAGCCCCACUGGAUGUUCGCCCUGGACAAUAUAAUCCGUAAAGCGGUGCAAACUGCCAUCACCAUUCUGGUGCCAGAACUGAGGCCCCACUUCAGCCUGGCCUCGGAGAGUGACCCGGCCGACCAGGAUAAUGUUGACGAUGACGUUGAGCCUGAGGAUUCCGCCGCUCACCAGAGCAGAGCCCCUCCCAACACUGCCCAUGAUGACACUGUCGCCACCUCCGGCGUGAGCACACUCAGUUCCACCGUUUCACAUGAAUCCAAUAAUGCCCAGCGCUCCGUCAGCAUAGAACUAGGCAGGAUGAAGCUGGAAACCAGCAGGCUAAUGGAGCAGUUGCUAGAGAGGGAGGGAGAGUACCAGGCCAUCCUCCAGCAGGUCCUGGACGAGAGGGAAGAGGGGAUCAAAUUACUGAGGAUCUGCUCAGAGCCUAUCUAUAUGCCUACAUUAUCAGUGAGCCAAAGGAGCAAGUCCACUAUGAGCCAUGGUGACCCAAAGCUGAUCAAGUGGCUGAAACUCCAAGGCGCUGACGAUGACUCCAUGGACAGGAUUCUGACCGAGGAUUACACGUUAGAUGACCUUCUCCACUAUGUGACGAGAGACGACCUGAAGAGUUUGAGAUUAAGAGGUGGGAUCCUGUGUAAGCUAUGGAAGGCCAUCACAGACUACAGAGAGAAGCCUGCGUGAGGAGCCUUCGUGUGCCAUUAGCCACUGCUACACCACUGCACUUUAAUCUCAGUAUUUAUUAGACCAAGAAUCCAGUGUAGUUGAUCAUGUGUGGAGUAUUGCCAUUAUUGUGUGAGAGAGACCUAUGGAAUAUUGUGUGUGUUAGAGAGACCUUGUUGGGUUAUGGAAAUGUUUUUUUUCUUUUCAAACGGAGUUACUUUUUCAUGUAAAAAUAUAAACGCAACAUGCAACCAUUUCAAAGAUUUGAUUGAGUUAUAGUUCGUAUGAGGAAAUCAGUCAAUUGAAAUAAAGUCAUUAGGCCCAAAUCUAUUGCGCUAUUUUUGUGCAUUCAAAUUGCCAAUCGAUAAAAUGCAAUUGUGUUCGUUGUCCAUAGUUUAUGCCUGCCCAUACCAUAAUUCCACCGCCACCAUGGGGCACUCUAUUCGCAAAGUUGACAUGAGCAAACUGCUCGCCCACACGACGCCACACACAUGGUCUGCGGUUGGACGUGCUGCUACAUUUUUUAAAACAACAUUGGAGGUGGCUUAUGGUAGAGAAAUUAACAUUCAAUUCUCUACCAACAGCUCUGGUGGACAUGGCUGCAGUCAGCAUGCCAAUUGCACGCACCCUCAAAACUUGAGACAUCUGUGGCAUUGUGUUGUGUGACAGAACUGCACAUUUUAGAGAGGCCUUUUAUUGUCCCUGGCACAAGGUACACCUGUGUAAUGAUCAUGCUGUGGUUCCCAGCUUCUUGAUAUGCCACAGCUGUCAAAUGAUGAUUUGAGAGAAAUUAGCUUUUAGUGCGUAUUGAACAUUUCUUUGAUCUUUUAUUUCAGCUCAUGAGAACAUUUGUUUAUACUUUUGUUCAGUGUAAAUAAGCACCACUGGUUUUAUAAUGUUCAACAGUUAUGACAUGUUUUAAGCUGGUGCUCCAAGAUUCACAGGACAAACAGUGGAACAUUACCUAUAAAUAUCUGAGAAAGUGUUUAAAAUGUAAAUGUUAUUUGGUUGUAGAAUUAUCUCCUUACUAUCAUUUGUUAACAACACAUGAGACGGACCAUUUUCUAAACCAAGCCUGAGAGAUAAAAUACAAUGUUAACUGAUGUGUUUCAGCUGCUGUACAUUAUGUUGAUAAACAACAUUGUUAUUGUCAGUGGCUUCUUAUCACUACUUUAUUUAAAUGUGUUUUAUGCAUAUCACUGCAUGCAUGCCCUUUUGUACCUUUUUUGUUUAACUGUCUGUGACGGCUUUGAAUCAUCAAAACUCUUGACUUCAUUUGUUCAAGUAAUUAUUUAACAUUUAUGUCAUUUUAAGAUUUUUUGGGGGUGUGAUUUUAGGGGAAAUUAUGUAAAUAUAUUGCAAAUAUUAUGACAGUAAAUUACUAUUUUUAGUUAAACAAUUUACAAAAACCUAGAUGUCCUAUCUAAUGUGCAACACAAAGUUGAGUUCGGUAAUUUAUAGAUAUUAUCGAUACUGGCGAUGGAACAAAAUGAUCUGACCUACACAUUAUACUUCCACAUGUCAGAUUUUGUAUGAUAUUUGAUCGGAAGAAACAGAUGACCCGAUUGAUAUUUUACUCUAUUGAAGAUGUAUUUUUGUUGUAUAUUUGGGGAAUUAUAGUUUUAGCCUGCCUUCAUUUGUAUAUUAUAUGAUCUUUAAAGCGGCAAUCAGCAGUUGAAAGGAUAACAAAGUGGCCUCCCUGCCCCUGGCAUUUAUAAGCUAUAUUCUUCAAGAAUCAAUAGGUACAUAUCAUUCAUUCACAAGUCCAUAAAUGUAUAUAGCAACUGCAGAUUUCCCUUUUAAAAAUGCAAAUUCUUUCAAUCAAAUGUAUAUGUUUGAUUUCAAAUCAGAAACGAAAACAAGAUGGUCAUAUUGUUGUACCACCAACCUCUUUUAUUUAAAAUAUUUCUGUCAGAAAUACACAAAUGAAGUUUUGCUCAAAUAUGUCCGUUUCGUUUUCAUAUUCAUGAUAGAUUGAUUACAUUAUUUGUGCAAUAACAUAUUGUUGUGUAACACAAAACAUCGUCUUAAUCUUAACUGUGAAAUAAAGUGUAAACUGAAA